This is a messenger RNA of Aspergillus ruber CBS 135680, 1923 nucleotides long. RefSeq names its product mediator of RNA polymerase II transcription subunit 17. The transcript is spliced from 3 exons. Gene Ontology annotation, molecular function: transcription coregulator activity. Gene Ontology annotation, cellular component: mediator complex; core mediator complex. Bases 1 to 1923 code for a protein of 640 amino acids. NCBI's taxonomy places the organism in Eukaryota, Fungi, Ascomycota, Eurotiomycetes, Eurotiales, Aspergillaceae. Gene Ontology annotation, biological process: regulation of transcription by RNA polymerase II. The record is from RefSeq and is a predicted model, not a curated record.
AUGUCGUCCGACGCCCCUGACGACUCUUCCGCCACGACAGACUCCUUCACGCUUCCCCUCCGACCGCUCAUCGAAAAGCGCGACCGUCCAGACACGCUUCCCGUCGAGAUAGCCCAAAUCAACGCCCAGUGGGGAUCCUUCCGCGAUGUGAACGAAGAUGAACUACAGGUUAAAAUCCAGGAGGAGAAGGACAAGGAGGGCAUAGAAGAUGAAGAUGAGGAAGAAAAACCAGCCGGCGAGGUCGAUUCGACAGAACGAUUGGAACAACUGUACAAGCGUCGUGCGGAGAUCACCCAAUUCGCUCUACAAGCACAAAUGGAAACCAUGUUUGCCCUCGAUUUCGUCUCCCUUCUUCUCUCGAAACACGUCCCUCGUCAAGCUGAAACCUCCAUGUCGGCUUUCCUCAAGCAAGCUGUGCCUCUUGGAUCGUUGAACUCCGAGAUUGUCAGCCCCCCCCUAAAGCCCGAAUCAGCGGCACAAGAUCCAAAGGUGGUUUCACGUGGAUGGAGACUACAGAGCUUUGAUGCAGCUGCCAACAAACUGCUCAAGUCUGCCUCCCGGUUGGAAACGGAGGUUGCGUCCGAGACCCGGUACUGGAGUGAGGUAUUGGCCGUGAAGGACAAGGGCUGGAAGGUGUCCAGGUUGCCAAGAGAAAGACAAGCUUUAGGCGUGCAAUACGGAUUCCUUGAAGCUACGCCGAUUUUCCGUGACCGCGGCCUGGCAUCUCUACGACGAGCCGAUGAUGGGAGCUUGAUAUUGGACAAGGGCUUAGUCCCGUCGAAAUCACGAAGAAUACGCGUACGAGUAAAGAUCAAUGAUCGGGUUACCGGGUGCUCGAAGUCGACCAGAUCCACUGCAGACGGCGAGGAGUCGAUUGAAACCCGCAUAUUGCAAGCGCGUGAUACUGUGUAUGAGGAAGAGUUAUUCCAUGAACUUGUACGCGAAGCACGGAUAAUGGGCGGCCAAGGGGUUACCACGCGACAGAAUUUGAUCCGGUUUGCAGUGUCCGAAGAACAAGAGAUCAUGUUGGACUUGGCAGAUACCGAUUUGGAAUCAUUCUCGGAAGAUACGGACGUGAUUGACUCUCACGAAGACGAUGUACUUGCUGAUGCCAUUGCCCACUCGACCCGCAUCCUCCUUUCCUACGCCCAUCGCCAGAACCUGCACAGACGCACCCAACCCCCGCCGCCGUUGUCUCAGAAGCGCCGACAUACACCUGAAUACCAACUCCUACGGCCGAUUCUUGCCUACCUCCAACACCGCUCUCAUGUAGAAUGGCUGGAAUCGUUCAUCAAGGACAUGUACGGAGUUCUAAAGUCAGCUGGAGUCGACAGUGAUUAUUCCGCCAACUUGUUUUCGUCCGUGAACCCCCAGCGCAAGAACCACAGUCUCCCCAAGGUCGAGGCCCUGGUCCAGGGAUUCCUCGUGCCAUUGGAAUCUACCAUCUCAGGUUCCCUUAUUACCCCCAAGAGUCCCUUCCGCGUUAGAAUCCGCACCAGUCUUGUAUCCCCGCCGUUUGGGACCAACUACGAUAUCUCUAUGACCAUGCCGCAGCACCCUGGUAUCCAACCACCCGCCCGCGUGGGUCUACGGAGCGAAGCAGCGGCCAUCAUCACCCAUUUCCUGAUGCUGGAUGUCGUGUCAGCCGUCUCGUCCUACCGUCCUCCGCCCGGUGUAGAUGGACAUCUAAUGUGGCAAGCUGCGUAUCCGCAUCACGGAGAGUUGCUGACCGUGUCGCCUACCUCAGGGGAACAUAAAAAGAAGAUGAAGGUGACAUUGACACGGGGCGAGAUGACCCUCGAUGUGUCGUAUGCCCGUGCAGCAGACGGAACCAGCAAGCACUCGCAGACCUGGAAAGCCGAUCCGACAGUGCCUCAACAACCCGGCUUGAUGAAAUUUGUCGCCGAUGUGUCCAAAGAGUGA